CGGAAGUGGAGGGACGGUUGCAGGCUUUUAUGAGGGGCGAGCUCAGACACAGAAUUAAACUAUUGAGCAUUUGACAGUUUCCAGCGAUUUACUCCCCCCUUCCCUACUUUAUGGCUUCCAGUUCCAACAUGGACAUCGAGGGCGCGACCCAACACCUUCGGGACAUCUUAAAACUGGAUCGUCCGGGAAAUUCGGCCGAAGCCUCUUUGGUCGAGAGCCACAGAAAACCAUCUUUCAAUGGAGAGCUGAAUGGAGUUCUCGGAGCCGAUCUCAUGGGAGCAGCAAUGGUGGAGCCGACGACGCACAACUCAGACAAACUCAAUGGACAGGACACACAGACCAUCUGUCUUUCAGGAGAUGACGGGUCCAUUUGUGUCCCCAUCAGAGCAAAUAAUGUGGAAAUUGUGUCCAGCCGUGACUCUAGUAUUGACAGUAAGGCUCGGGGAAGCAACAAGGUUAAAAUUCAGCCAGUGGCCAAAUAUGACUGGGAGCACAAGUACUACUAUGGAAAUUUAAUAGCCGUGUCCAACUCAUACUUGGCUUAUGCUAUCAGAGGUGCAAACAAUCAUUCAAUGAUUCGUGUGCUGCGCCUGAGCUCUACAGAGCGCUCGCUGCUGAAGGGCUUCACUGGGGCUGUCACAGACCUUGCCUUCGCUCAUCUGGACUCCACCCUGUUGGGAUGUGUGGAUGAAGCUGGAAACAUGUUCAUUUGGCAGCUCACGAGCCACAGCAGCAAAAUACAAGAUGAAGUGAUUGUUCACAUCCGCAGACCUGAGGACACUCCACUAAACUCUAACCGCAGACUCAUCUGGUGUCCCUUCAUCCCGGAGGACAAUGACGAGAGCCCUGAGGACGCAUGUCAGACAUUAGCAUUGCUUCAUGAAGACAGAGCUGAGGUUUGGGACCUCGACAUCCUCCGAUCCAAUAACAGCUCCUGGCCCGUGGACGCCACUGAAUUGAAAGAGGGUUUCAUCACCAUUAGAGGACAUGCAGCUCGCAUUAGUGAAGGAGCUCUGUCCCCUGAUGGUACUGUUUUGGCCACAGCUAGUCAUGAUGGAUACGUCAAAUUUUGGCAAAUCUACAUUGAGGGACAGGACCAGCCCAGGUCAUCCAAGACAUGCCUGCAUGAAUGGCAGCCGCAUAAUGGACAGCCUCUAUCUUGCCUGCUGUUUUGUGACAACCACAAGAAGCAAGAUCCAGACGUCCCAUUCUGGCGCUUUCUGAUUACUGGAGCUGAUCAGAACCAGGAGCUGAAGAUGUGGUGCACAGUAUCAUGGACCUGCUUGCAAACCAUCAGGUUUUCUCCAGAUCCGUUUAACUGCAGUGUACUACCCAGCCUGAAGGCCAGUUUGGACCUUUCUGCAGAGUUUCUCAUUCUUAGUGAUGUUCAAAGGAAGGUAUUGUAUGUCAUGGAGCUGCUGCAGGAUCAAGAGAAAGGUCGUGCCAGUUUCACUGCAGUCUCAGAGUUUCUGCUCACACACCCUGUGCUCAGCUUCGGUGUUCAGGAUGUUUCUCGUGCCCGCCUGCGCCAUACUGAGGUCCUGCCUGAAGAGGAAAGCGAAAGCAUGACAACAGAAGGAAACCAGGGAGCCUCCGAGUCCAGAUCAGGAAUCCAGAUUAAACUCUACUGUGUGCAUACAAAAUCACUACAGGAUGUGCAGAUCUGGUUUCAGCCCAAUCAGGGGGACUCAUCUUCACUCUUCAUGCCUCAGUCUGGGUCACAGGAUGGUUUCAGUUUUUCUGACCCGCUGGCUGAUCUGAAUGUGGAGGCAAUGAGCUCUGACAAGGAGUCUGGCGACAGUGGUUCACAAAAUGACCUGAGUAAGAUUCUGCCUCUUCCAAGUCCAGCUGACUUCAUGAGUCCAGCCCCAUCAGCCUUGCCCAAACUCAUGACCCCGGAUGCCUUCAUGACACCCAGCGCCUCUAUGCCCGCUUCUCCUGGCAGCAGUGCUAGCAGUCUGACCAUCGUCACGGCCAUGAGCAGCUCAGACAGCGGUGCAAGAGGUGGAGAUGAUCUGACCCAGAGCCCUAAAAUUUCUGUUGAAUGUGGCAACAGCAGUUUUGCCAAUGCAGGCAGUCCAAGAUCCAACUCCAUACUCAUCUCAGGCCUUGGGGAAAACAUCCAGGCUUUCGCUCCCCCACUGGUUCUCUCUUCAUCUCUCCUUCAAGAAGCCUCUCUGCUGUGUGAAGCUGCUCCUUAUUCUCACCGACUACCCCUCCCUUAUUUCCCAUCUCCUCCUCCGCAGGUUUCCCCUCCAAACCCUCCUCUCGCUUUAGAUCUCCAGGCAAUAGAUCCCAUGGUUGUCCCACAGGCGUCUCCGACAAGAGCUCGCUCUCCGGAUGUCAUCUCCUCAGCCUCUACUGCAAUGUCCCAGGACAUACCCGAGAUUGCCUCCGAGACGCUGCAGAGGGGACUGUCCAGUGCCAAUGCUGAUUCGGGCCCCGUCCUGCACUCUGACAGCAUGGCAUCGGCCGCAUCAAUCCUCCACCUGCUGUCUCCAAGGGCCCGGAGCAGCGCUGAGCACAGUUUGUUGCCUCUUGAAUUGGGUGCAGCAUCUGUGGAUGGAGAGCAGAGACUCAGUAACACACCGUCCCUGCUGGAGACUGCUCUCUCACAGGAGAACGCCGGAGCAGCCGGAGGAUCCUGUUCUGACAGCAGUGUGAACCACGCGUGGCCUGCUGCUCCUGAUAUCACACGAGAAACACGCAACAGCCUGAGAGACAACGGUUUAGGAGACUGCUCAAGGGAGGAAAUAAAAGACAGGCACAUUUCUUCCCCCUACCAUAGACGCACAUAUCACCUCACUCAGAACGACAGUCAAGAUGCAAGUGCGGAGCAAAGUGAUCAUGAUGAUGAGGUUGCUAGUCUGGCCUCGUCCUCAGGGAACUGUGGCCCUCGUUCCUCUCACAGACUGCCUGUAAAGGACUGGAAAACAUCGCCCCGGAGCUCCCCUAAGCUCAAACGGAAGAGCAAGAAAGAUGAAGGAGAAUCCUCGCAAUCUAGACAGAUUGAAAGCCAGAUGAGCACAGAGGUACAGGACGAGCUCCUGCAGAUGCUGCGGAGCCAGCAGAGGGAGAUCGCAGAGCUCCGACAGAACCAGCUGGAUCUUUUGCAGAGAGUCACCAGUCACAUGGAUGCAGUGCAGAGCUCCAUCAUGGCUCACAUCGAGCAUGCCAUGUUGGCUCAGCAAGAACAAGAACAGAGAAGAAUGGAGCGAAUUCUGAUCGAGGGUCAAAGUCGAAACCAACAGCUCCAGGACCAGCUGGUUCAGCAGCUAGUCCAGACUCUGAACAACAGUCUCUGCAACCGGCUUGAGAAAAUUUUGCGUGAAGAAAUGAAGAAAACCGUCCCGCAGACCAUAUCGAAGAGUCUCGAACCUGUGACCGGCCAGAUGAACAGCACCAUUGCUGCCAAGUUAACUGCAGUGGAAGGAGUGCUCAAAGAAAAUGUCACCAAAGUUGUUAAGUCCAAGAACACUACAGAUGCCAUUGGUCGAGCUGCUGCAGAGGCCAUGCAGGGUCCUAUUCAGGCAGCCUACAAAGAGACCUUCCAGAGCAUUGUCCUGCCUGUGUUUGAGAGAGGCUGUCAGUCCAUGUUUCAGCAAAUCAAUGACAGCUUCAAACAGGGAACCAACGAAUACAUCCAGCAGUUGGAGACGCACAUCAAAAACAGGAAACAGAGAGACCAGGAUGCACGGGAUCCUGUCAUUGGCCAGUUACAGCAGAUGAUUGACAGUCUUCAGAGUUCACAAGACCAGCUGGCGUCUACAGUGACGGCCAGCGUUAGCUCUGACGUCCAACAUCAGCUCCACAUGAUUGUCGGAAAUCUGCAGGACUCAAUCCUGACACAAGUGCAGCGUAUAGUGAAGGGGGAGGUGAGUUUGGCCAUGAAGGAGCAGCAGGCCGCUGUCACCUCCAGCAUCAUGCAGGCCAUGCGCUCGGCCGCAGGAACACCCGUCCCGUCCGCUCAUCUGGACUACCAGGCCCAGCAGGCCAGCAUAUUACAGCUACUACAGCAGGGCCAGCUCAACGAGGCCUUCCAGCAGGCUUUAUCUGCAGCAGACCUGAAUCUGGUCCUGUACGUGUGCGAGACCAUCGACUCCCAGCAAGUGUUCGGCCAGCAGCCCUGUCCACUCCACCAGGCCGUCCUUCUGUCCCUCAUCCAGCAGCUCUCCACCAACCUGAGCACGCGCACAGAACUCAAGAUCAGCUAUCUCGAAGACGCCGUGAUGAACCUUGACCACGGGGAUCCCGUCACCCGAGACCACAUGUCCGCAGUGCUGACCCAGGUACGACAGAAGCUCUUCCUGUUCCUGCAGCAGGACGCCCACAGCCCUAUGAGCAAGCGCGCACGGCGCCUCAUGAUGAUGCUGCAGGGCCUGGUCAACCACUAGAGCUCUUCACAACCCCUCAGUCUCACUGAUGGAUAUCAUGACCUCAUGCCAUCCUGCUCUCCUCUUUGCUUUAUCUGUGCUCUGCGGCUUAUUUGCUCUCCUAAGAAGUUCUGUUGGGAAUCGUAGUCCAGACUUGAACUACAGAUAUAUUGACAUGUUUGGACUACAUCUCUCCCCAUUCUUCCCUCUUUCCUUUUCAUAGCUUUUGAUUUCAUGUGAAAAAAAUCCUCAGUUUGUAUGCAUCGGCGCACAAAAUGGGACAUGGGCUACUUCAGUUAUUUUCAUUAUGCGUUCAAUGCUGGGAGACCAUGAAGAAUGUUGUUGGCUUUCAUCCUUGAAACAUCACGAACAAGACUGGAAAGCUUGAAAGAACCCAAAAACUUGUGAACGGGAUGGUUUCCUGGCUCUGCUUUAUUCUCUUCUAUUUCUUGUGGUGAAAAGCUGCAGACGCGGAGACCUGACCAUCACCUCAUGAACAUUAGCACUGUUGGUUAUUCAUAAAGGUUGUAUUUAGACCACUAAUCCGUAUUUGACUCCUUUAAUUCGCUGUAAACAUUUUGGCCAACCUGCUGCUUUCUUGUGUUAGUGGAACAUCCUGGAACACCAGGAUUUUUUUUUGUUUCUUUCUUUUUUUGUAAACGUUAUCAGGAUAAGAAAAGGUCAAAGUUUGAUUUCUGCUCCCACAGUUGAACAUCUGGACUAUCGAAAAAAAUCAUCGCUCCUUUUUUCUUCAAUUAAGAAAGCCCUGUAAAAUAUGUAAGAAAGCUUAUUAUAUUACCCGGGAAUGCUAACAAUAUAGUUAUUUAGAAUUUCUUCAAAAGGAGUUUGGUAACUUGCAGUACACCUGUAAGUCCCUAGAGGGCAGGCAUUUGUGUAUCUUCUUUCUAAUUUUAUAUGCAGCUUCUGUGAUUUUUCAGUUCUUCUGCGAAAUUACACUACAGUGAAUGCAGCUAGGCUUCUUGUUAAAAAUGGUUUCUUCUCUAUGGUAACCCUGAAAUAGUUUGGAAAGUGUUGGAGAAAGUGGCUGGAAUGUCUUUUUUCUGCUUCGUUCUGCUCAGCUGAUUGUAUUUGAUUUAGACUGAGAUUGCCAACACUUGUUAUUCAUUAAAGAGGGACUAUUUGGUCAUGCCCUCUGAUAGAGGAAGAACAAAAAAAGUGCCUUAUCAGACUAUAUAUUGCGUAUCAGAUACUGGUAAUCGUGUCCUCAGACACUGCAGUCAUCUACGAAAAUGUUCUUUUUCGCUAAAACACAGAAUUGAAGUAAGGAAGGGACAGGUUUGUUACUGAAACAUUUUCUUUAAAAGUGCUGUAACUGUGAUCGGAGUUGGUUUUUUUAGCCAUUUAUAAGUUAAUGGGACGAGGAAGUGCCGGCCCCUGUGAUUGUGUUUGUGUUAACACAUUAUUCGUUCCCUUGCCAUCUUUAUUUUUAGAGCUGUGCAUAUUCUAUCCAUUGCCGUUUGCAGCAGUCAAUGUGGCUCAUUAGGACAUUUAUACAGGGUGUGGGCAAUGUGUCCUCUUUUGCUUUAUUCUUGUAUGUUUAAAAAUGCUCUGUAACAGACAUGAGCCUGCUGUGCAGUUGAGGGUAAAUUUGAGGCGCUAAUUAGGAUAUAUUAAACUCAGCAUGCUUGCAUGCUACUGGUGAGAGCCGUGUAUUCAAACAUAGAGGUAACCUGUUUUUACCAAUUCAACACCCCAUUUUUCUUUAAGCUCUGUAAACUUGGGUUAAUCCUGUUUUCAUUUUUGUUUCUUAAAUAGUAUAGUGUCCAGCCGAAAUGACCCGUGGUCGGAUAGAUUGUCUGAUUCAUUUUUAUGUUUUCAGGUUGAAAUGUUAAAGAAAAAAAGUGUCUUGUCAGUUUUAAGGUUUCAUUGCAGUGCAAGAUAAAUUGGUUUCGAUGCUGUUUUAGACACGUCUGAUGAUGUUGGGGUUACUAUACUUAUACGCAAUGCCUUCAGUGUUUGAGGCUUAAAUACAAACCUUUUCCCCCCUCCUCUUUAAGAGAUUUACAUUGCAGGUUGUGUAUGACCGUUUAAUUGUUUGUGUUUUUUUCAUUUGUGUUUUGAUUUUUGUCCCUUGUGUUUGCAAUUCUGUUGUACAUUUUACACCCGUUUCUUUCAUCCUAGACAUUUUGGAAUAAAAAAGGAAAACAUUGUUCAAUGUUCAGUUAA
Molecule: messenger RNA, 6560 nt
Organism: Danio aesculapii
Lineage: Eukaryota; Metazoa; Chordata; Actinopteri; Cypriniformes; Danionidae
Gene: edc4
Product: enhancer of mRNA decapping 4
Exons: 30
Coding region: 111-4394 (1427 amino acids)
Biological process (GO): deadenylation-independent decapping of nuclear-transcribed mRNA
Cellular component (GO): P-body
Molecular function (GO): protein binding
Source: RefSeq, a predicted model, not a curated record